CUGACUGACUGACCCUGCCCCGCCCAUUACACACUGAGACCGCCCCGCCCAUUACACUGAGUGACACUGUCCCACCCAUUACACACUGAGACCACCCCGCUCAUUACACCGACUGACACUGCCCCGCCCAUUACACUUACUAACACCGCCCCGCCCAGUACGCACUUACACCGCCCCGCCCAUUACACGCUGAGACCACCCCGCCCAUUACACUGACUGACACUGCCCGCCCAUUACAGGCUAAUACCGCCCAUUACACGCUUACAGACUAACCUAUCCCGUCACACACUGACUCCGCCCCCAACACGCUCCGCCCCUAACCCCGCCUCCCCAAUCAGGGCUCCACAUUAUAUCUGCGUCCGUCUUUUUUCCGUAGAUCUAUAAGUCCCGCCUCCCGCAUCUUCAGGCCUGAAUAGACUGACUGCUCCCACGUGUAGCGCAGCACAGCAGCGAGCAGACAUGGCAGAGCUGGCUCUUUUCAGUGUGUCUGAUAAGACCGGGCUUGUGGAGUUUGCCAAACGGUUGAGCUCCCUCGGACUUUCCCUGGUGGCCUCUGGUGGAACUGCAAAAUGUCUGCGUGAUGCCGGUCUUACUGUCAGAGAUGUGUCUGAACUUACUGGUUUUCCUGAGAUGCUGGGGGGCCGUGUGAAAACCCUCCAUCCUGCAGUACAUGGAGGUAUCCUAGCGAGAAGCACCUCUGAAGAUCAGGCAGAUCUAACCAGAUUAGGUUUCAGCUAUGUCAGGGUGGUUGUCUGCAACUUGUAUCCCUUUGUGAAGACUGUAUCUGCACCUGGUGUGACGGUGGAGGAGGCUGUUGAGCAGAUUGAUAUCGGUGGUGUAACGUUACUUCGAGCAGCUGCCAAAAACCAUGCCCGUGUCACUGUCCUUUGUGACCCCAGUGAUUACAACAGUAUUGCGGAUGAAAUAGAAAAAUCUGAACAGAAGGACACGACCCUGGAGAGACGCUGCCAACUGGCCCUAAAGGCUUUUACUCACACUGCACAGUAUGACGACGCCAUCUCUGAUUAUUUCCGAAAGCAGUAUAGCAAAGGUGUAUCCCAGCUUCCACUGCGAUAUGGGAUCAAUCCUCACCAAGCACCAGCUCAGAUCUUUACACGUGGACCACAACUCCCAUUGACUGUGCUGAAUGGAUCUCCAGGAUUUAUCAAUCUGUGUGAUGCUCUAAACGGUUGGCAACUAGUGAAAGAACUGAAAAAUGCUCUCAGCCUCCCUGCAGCCACCUCCUUUAAACAUGUCAGCCCUGCAGGUGCUGCUGUUGGCAUUCCAUUGACAGAAGAUGAUGCCCGGGUCUGCAUGGUACAUGAUAUCUAUGCCACCCUCACUCCCUUGGCAACUGCCUAUGCAAGAGCCAGAGGUUCUGACAGGAUGUCGUCUUUUGGGGACUUCAUUGCCAUCUCUGAUGUGUGUGAUGUUCCGACUGCAAAAAUAAUCUCCAGAGAGGUUUCUGAUGGCAUUAUUGCUCCAGGGUAUGAUGAAGAGGCUCUGAAAAUCCUCUCCAAAAAAAAGAAUGGCAGUUAUUGUGUUUUGCAGGUGGAUCCGACUUAUGAACCGGAUAGUGCAGAGAUUCGAAGCAUUUUUGGCUUGCAGCUAGAACAGAGAAGAAACGAUGCUGUUGUAGACUCGUCUCUUUUCAGCAAUGUUGUUACAGCAAAGAAAGAGCUCUCGGAGGCUGCCAUCAGGGAUUUGAUUGUUGCCACUAUUGCUCUGAAAUAUACCCAGUCUAAUUCUGUGUGCUACGCGAAGGAUGGGCAGGUGGUGGGGAUGGGUGCUGGGCAACAAUCUCGCAUACACUGCACCCGGCUGGCCGGGGACAAAGCUGAUAACUGGUGGCUGCGGCACCAUCCACGUGUCUUGGGAAUGAAGUUUAAAGCUGGAGUGAAGAGAGCGGAUAUUUCAAAUGCCAUUGACCAAUAUGUGAGCGGUACCCUAGAACAGGAGGAGCUGGAACAGUGGAAGUCCCUGUUUGAGCAGCCCCCAGAGCUGCUGACCCCAGAAGAAAAGAAGCAAUGGAUCUCUACUUUAACUGGUGUUUCCCUGAGCUCCGAUGCAUUUUUCCCAUUCAGGGACAAUGUGGAUCGGGCAAGGAAGAGUGGUGUCCAGUUCAUUGCUGCUCCUGCUGGGUCUGCUGCUGACAAAUUGAUAAUUGAAGCCUGCGAUGAGUUGGGCAUUGUCUUGGCACACACCAACCUGCGACUCUUCCACCACUAACCUGUAGAGGUGAGCUCAGACUAUAUUUUUGCCCAAAUUCAAAUCGAACAUCUGCUGGUGAUUUUCAGCUUUUUAGGGUAUGUUCACACAUGCAUAUUUUUGCUGCUUACUGACUUCAGCGUGUAGUAAAACCUGCUACAGCAAAUCAGCAGCAGAAAAUUAGCACUUUAAUAAGGGUAUGUUCACACGUGCAUCUCUUACACAGAAAAGUCAGGUGUGAGGGUCUGAAGCUUCCACAGACUUGCAGUCCCAGGAGACAUUGACUUUUCCAUGCAUCUAAGUGCAGCACUCUGAAAAGAAAACUAACCAUUGGAUUCAGAUUUGGGCAAAAAUACUGUUGUUCGCUCGCCUUUGCUAGCAUUCCAAACCCCAAGCUCUUGCCGUUGCUAGAUGAUCUUUGCAUCUUCAAUAAAACAUUCUAAUGCAUUGACAUUGUGUGACU
Messenger RNA from Hyla sarda, 2671 nucleotides. It is a transcript of the gene ATIC, whose product is annotated as 5-aminoimidazole-4-carboxamide ribonucleotide formyltransferase/IMP cyclohydrolase. The transcript is spliced from 16 exons. Gene Ontology annotation, cellular component: cytosol. Gene Ontology annotation, molecular function: phosphoribosylaminoimidazolecarboxamide formyltransferase activity; IMP cyclohydrolase activity. The coding region runs from base 460 to 2229 and encodes 589 amino acids. Lineage: Eukaryota; Metazoa; Chordata; Amphibia; Anura; Hylidae. Gene Ontology annotation, biological process: 'de novo' IMP biosynthetic process. The record is from RefSeq and is a predicted model, not a curated record.